Molecule: messenger RNA, 3090 nt
Organism: Lolium rigidum
Lineage: Eukaryota; Viridiplantae; Streptophyta; Magnoliopsida; Poales; Poaceae
Product: WD repeat-containing protein 3
Exons: 12
Coding region: 1-2814 (937 amino acids)
Biological process (GO): maturation of SSU-rRNA
Cellular component (GO): Pwp2p-containing subcomplex of 90S preribosome; small-subunit processome
Molecular function (GO): snoRNA binding; protein binding
Source: RefSeq, a predicted model, not a curated record
AUGGUGAAGGCCUACCUCCGCUACGAGCCGGCGCUCUCCUUCGGCGUCAUCGUCUCCCCGCAGUCCAACGUCGUCUACGACCCCUCCGGCCGCCGCCUCCUCGCCGCCGCCCUUGACCGCUUCGCCGCCUGGGACCUCAAGCGCGGCCUCCCCUCCGCCACCUUCACCCCCUCUUCCUCCUCCGCCUCCCUCGCCGUCUCCUGCAUCGCCUCCUCCCCCUCCGCCGCUUCCGCCUCCGCUUCCUCGAUUGCGAGUGGCCAUGCCGACGGGAGCAUCAGGCUGUGGGACGCCGAGACCGGUGCCUGCGAGGCGACGCUCCACGGCCACCGCUCCGCUGCUUCCGCUCUACGCUUCAGUCCCUCAGGCGCCGUCCUUGCUUCCGGCAGCAAGGACUGCGAUGUCAUUCUCUGGGACGUGGUUGCACAGGCCGGCCUCUUCCGACUUCGUGGCCACCGUGAUCAGGUGACCGAUUUACUGUUCCUGGACUCGGGUAAGAAGCUAGUGACCUGCUCCAAGGACAAGUUUAUGCGGGUCUGGGACCUCGACACGCAGCACUGCCUUCAAAUUGUGGGUGGCCACCACAGCGAGAUAUGGUCCAUGGAUGUUGACCCCAGCGAGAAGUUUUUGGUCUCUGGGUCGGCCGAUCCGGAGCUGCGGGUGUUCAGAAUAAGGCAAUCAGCUGAGGAGGGUGAGGGUUGGAACAAAUGGGAUGCGCUGAAGCUGUUUGGCGAGAUUCCGAGGCAGGCCAAAGAAAGGGUUCAGACCAUCAGGUUUAAUAAGGAUGGCACUCUUGUGGUAUGCCAGGUAGCAGGGAAAACUGCAGAUAUCUAUAGGAUUCUUGAUGAGGCAGAGGCGACGCGCAAGGCCAAGAGGCGGCUGCACAGGAAGAAGGAGAAGGCUUCAGCUAAAGCUGUGGUGGCGGAAGGGAAUGGUACUGUUAAAGAUCAAGACUCGCAGAAUCCCACUGUUGUGGUCAGCGAUGUAUUUAAGCUUCUCCAAGUGCUGCGGAGCAGCAAGAAAAUUUGCUCUGUUGCAUUUUCUCCAACCAAUCCACCAAAAGGCUGCCUUGCAACCUUGUCAUUGUCUCUCAACAAUAACGUGCUUGAGACAUACUCGGUGGAUAACGACAAGGUCUCUAAGAUGUACUCGGUUGAGAUACAUGGGCAUCGUUCUGACAUUAGGAGUCUUGCGCUUAACUCAGAGGAUAACCUCCUCAUGUCAACAAGUCACAAUGCUGUUAAAAUCUGGAAUCCUAGUACAGGGGACUGUCUUCGGACCAUUGACUCUGGAUAUGGGCUGUGCAGUGCAUUUGUUCCUGGGAAUCGUUAUGGCCUUGUCGGUACAAAGACUGGUACCUUGGAGAUCAUUGAUAUUAAUAGUGGGAACUCAGUUGAUGUAAUAGAAGCUCAUGUUGGUUCCAUACGAUCAAUUGUACUCAUUCCAGAUGAGGAUGGAACUGUUAAUGCACGGGGUUUUGUCACUGGGAGUGCUGAUAACGAUAUCAAGUUCUGGGAAUACCAGUUGGUACAGAAAUCUGAUUCGGACGCAAGGCAUCUGAGUGUAACAAAUGUGAGAACCUUGAAAAUGAAUGACGAUGUCCUUGCAGUGUCCAUCGGUCCAACUGGGAAGCAUAUUGCGGUUGCUCUUUUGGACUGCACAGUGAAGGUCUUCUUUCUGGACACACUAAAGUUUUGUCUUUCCCUUUACGGCCACAAGCUUCCAGUUCUCUGCAUGGACAUAUCAUCCGAUGGAGCUUUUAUUGUUACUGGUUCUGCAGACAAAAAUCUGAAGAUUUGGGGUAUGGAUUUUGGUGACUGCCAUAAGUCUAUCUUUGCCCACACAGACAGUGUGAUGGAUGUUAAGUUUGUUCCAAGAACUCAUUAUAUGUUCAGCGUGGGAAAAGAUCGUACUGUGAAGUACUGGGAUGCUGAUAAAUUUGAGCUACUGUUAACACUUGAAGGACACCAUGCAGAAGUUUGGUGCCUUGCGAAUAGCAGUCGUGGUAAUUUUAUCGUAACAGGCUCCCAUGAUCGCUCUAUUCGGCGUUGGGAUCGUACUGAAGAACAACUUUUCAUUGAGGAAGAGAGGGAGAAAAGAUUGGAGGAAACUUUUGAGGCUGAUUUAGACAAUGCGGUUGAAGAUAGAUAUGGUAAGAAAGAUGAUGCUCCUGAGGAGGGUUCUGUGGGUGUUCCCGGUAAGAAAACAAAAGAGACAGUAUCUGCUACUGAUGCAAUUAUUGAUGCACUUGACACUGCUGAGGAAGAAGAAAAACGUCUUAAUGAACAGAAGGAAUUACAAAACAGUGGAGAGGGAACUAAAUCUGUGCCUAACGUUAUAAUGCAAGGGCAUUCACCAUCAGAAUAUGUUCUGAAUGCAGUGUCAAAUGUCCGCCCAAAUGACUUGGAACAAGCCCUUUUGUCAUUGCCAUUCUCGGAUGCACUAAAGCUCAUGGCUUACUUGAAGGAGUGGUCUCUGAUUCCUUUGAAGGUUGAGCUUGUUUGUAGGGUUUGCCAUGUGCUGCUUCAAACACAUCAUAACCAAUUAACUACUACACCAGGGGCAAGAUCCAUACUGACAGAACUGAAGGAAAUUCUUUACGGUAGAGUAAAGGACUGCAAGGAUACUAUUGGUUUCAAUCUCGCCGCGAUGGAUCAUAUAAAAGAGUUGUUGGCCAUGAGAUCAGAUGCACCGUUCCGAGACGCCAAGGCGAAGCUGAUGGAGAUCAGGCAGAAGCAGUCAAAGCGGUCAGAUAGGUCGGCCGACGGAGAUAAAAGGAGAAGGAAGAAAGCGAAGACGUCACCUGCACAGAGCUGAUCCUUGAACUAGUGCAGAGGAAGAUUUUCUUUUUUACUUUUAGCUCAGCUAUUGUAGUACACACACACUAUUAUUUGACGUGUUCAUUUCCUGCUGUGAAGAUGAUGAGCACAGCGGAAUUUUGACAUAUGAUGAGUGUAAAAUCAGAAUGCGUGUUUGCUCCAGAAGCUGGUGUCCAUGAAUUAGUGAAGUCCUGGCUGCUUAUAAUGUGUAACCUUGGGCAAAUACAUUUUGACAAUGGCUAGUUCUAUAUUUACGAUAGAAAGCUCUUUAGCA